Closterium sp. NIES-65 is the source of this 1116-nucleotide messenger RNA. The record is from the annotation of a GenBank genome assembly. Lineage: Eukaryota; Viridiplantae; Streptophyta; Zygnematophyceae; Desmidiales; Closteriaceae.
AUGGCGUCCGCAAAGCUCGUCGCGCCCAUCGUCGCAGUGUGCGCGUUGAUCGGAGUGCUGCUCAUGGCAGCCCCAUGGCCUGUGGAGAGUGCUGUGAUUGUCUCUGAAGGUGGCGACGCAUUGUCCGGACAGGAAUUUCCCUCGGACAUCAGCCGUGGCCGCGUGCUCAAGUCCAAGAGCUCCGAUGAAAGCACCUCCGAUACAAGCUCCUCCGACUCUAGCAGUAAGAAGUCGAAGAAGGGCGGGAAGAGCGCGGAAGAGACCACUCCCACUAAAUCCCCCAAGAAGUCGAAGACGCCUACCGACUCCCCCGCACCUCCUGCCAAGUCGGGGAAGAAGGGUAAGGGCUCCGACGUUCCCGCCUCUCCCCCGCCUACCACCACCGGAAAGAGCGGGAAGAAGGGCGGAAGCAAGGGCUCCGACACUCCCGCCAGUCCCCCGCCAACCACCACCGGAAAGACCGGAAAGAAGGGCGGAAACAAGGGCUCCGACGUUCCCGCCUCCCCCCCGCCUACCACCACCGGAAAGAAGGGGAACAAGGGCGGAAACAAGGGCUCCGACGUUCCCGCCUCCCCCCCGCCUACCACCACCGGAAAGAAGGGGAACAAGGGCGGAAACAAGGGUACCGACACUCCCGCCACUCCCGCGCCAACCACCCCCAGGAAGAAGGGCGGACACAAGAACUGGACCGCCCCUGCGACCCCCACCCCUGAUCCCGUGCCCGCGCCUGCUACGAGCGGAAAGAAGGGCGGAAAGAAGGGCGCCAACUCAGGCACUGGCGGGUCUGCGCCCGUGGUGGAGGUGAGCAAGGCGGACCAGAAGAUCCAGUCGCAGCUCAAGUCCGCCGCCGGCGGCGUGCAGAAGGCGGCGGACGCGCUGGGCACGAAGCACAAGUACUACGCGAGCCUCACGGCGACGGUGCAGGCGCUCACGAACGCGGGCAUUCUGAUCGACGAGGGGCAGCGCACGCUCGUGCAGGGGCAGAUCGCCAACGCCGUCUCCACCAUCGACGGCGUCUCCGUUAUGCUCGACCCUGUUAACGAUAAAAAGGUUCUUUCAACCCUGGCGUCUGCUAAGGCCACCGCGGAGGGGGCGUCGAAGGCCUUCAAACCGUAG